This is a messenger RNA of Nematolebias whitei (Rio pearlfish), 1611 nucleotides long. RefSeq lists its product as uncharacterized. Lineage: Eukaryota; Metazoa; Chordata; Actinopteri; Cyprinodontiformes; Rivulidae. Gene Ontology annotation, molecular function: protein binding. The record is from RefSeq and is a predicted model, not a curated record. The transcript has 8 exons. The coding region runs from base 448 to 1590 and encodes 380 amino acids.
AAGUCCUCUCCACACGUGAGCUGCUUGAGUAUGAACCGACGUUCCUUCAAGCUCAGGUAAAUCUGAUUUGUUCCUCUGACAGAACGUGCAGCAAAAACACUCAGCGGGUCCAUUCUUGGAGAGUCAACAAACAGGAGUUCCAUUUGAUUUCACGUAAAGUUUUCAUUUUAUUUUACAAGAAUUAAUCCAAAGAAUAGAUGCAACACUGCAGGCUGACACAUUCAGCCCAGCCUGUCCAGGCCUCAGCAUGCCGCAGCAAGCAGCGGAGCGUCCAUGAGAACCCGUCUGCUGUGUUGUUAAUUAUCCUCAUGGGUUCUGGUCUCGUCCUCCUGACAGCUGAGCACCAGUCGGGCACAACCACAACGAUAAAUACAACAAAACAAAAAGUGGCGUUUUAUUUUUCACAGAAACGGCAGCCAGAGCCAGGUGGUGCAGCGGAGUUCUCAAAUGAUAGAGGUCACAGUUAGUGCAUCAGAACGAAUAGUUCAUCUCAGAACUCCAAAGGAAACAACCGCGGGAAAAUUAAUGGAUUUGUGCGUUAAAAUGCUUGGAGUGAGCGACGAUCAGAGCUCAUUCACAUUAAAAGAAAAGCAAGAUUCACCAGAUGAGCUCUGCCCUGAUCAGCAGAUCGGGACCAUACUGACAUCAGAAAACAAAAAUCUGGAGCUCUACAUGUGUAAAACGGAAAGACAGCAGAGUUCUGCUUCAAACAAUAGUCCCGUAAUCAGCAGCUCCUGUGAGAAAAGUGACAGAAAGGAGGACCAACCCGCUAAAGAAGACAGAAUCAGGGAGCUGAACCAACAGGUGGACUCCCUACAAAAUGUUGUCCUUCAGAUCCAGGAGCUCCACCAUGGCCUGGUGUCCUUUUGUUCAGAGUUGAAGCACAUGGACACCGAGGUGAGCAUGGACGGGCUCGACUCUGCUGGGCUGAGAAAUAAACUGGAGACGGUUAACUGCCAGCUGAACGAGAAGAGGCACAACCUGCAGACCCUCAGAGACGAUAAGAACAACUUCACAGCUCACAAGAACAAACAGUUGGAGGUCCGUCUUUUGGAAAAGAUCAACAUCAACUGCCAGGUGUUCAAGGAGGAAAUUGCCAUCGUGCACUUAAAUCGUCAGGCUGCUCAUCUCCAAAACGCUCUGCAGGAAAGCUGUGCAAAGGAACAAGCUGAAAAACAGACUUUAGCUGCGAGUAGCCUGAGUCGGCUCGUAUCUCCGGAGUCUCCCGCUUUGCUGAUGGUCAUCCAGGAGAACCAGAACCCUGAUGGCCAGUUUGGCUUUACAUGUCACUGCAGAGAAGGAGGAGGACUGGUCGUGGUGGAGGUGGACGACUCCCACCUCUGUGUGGACGACAGAUUGGUGGAGGUGAACGGCGUGGCCGUGGUGAACGCUACACUCGAGAAGCUAAAUGAUCUGCUCCUGCAUGCUCCGUGCGCUCAGAUUGUUGUCCUUCGCAGACUCCCACCCACUCCGGCCUCCUCUUUGUUGCUGCAGCCCAGGGUCAGCUCCGGUCCUGUACAAACACCCUGUUCUAGAAGGGAUGUGGUCGCCAUGGAAACCCUUCCACAACGUAAAGUGAUGGCCAUAUAAUGCUGAGUGGAAUGAAGAUGA